AGCGGAGGAUGGAGGCGGUGGUGUUCCUCUUCUCGGUCCUCGACUGUUGCGCGCUCUUCUUCCUCUCUGUCUACUUCAUCAUUACAUUGUCUGAUUUAGAAUGUGAUUACAUUAACGCUAGAUCAUGUUGCUCAAAAUUAAACAAGUGGGUCAUACCAGAGUUGAUUGGCCACACCAUUGUCACUGUGUUAAUGCUUGUUUCAUUGCACUGGUUCAUCUUCCUACUCAACUUACCUGUUGCCACCUGGAAUAUAUAUAGGUUCAUCAUGGUGCCAAGUGGUAACGUGGGAGUGUUUGAUCCAACAGAAAUACACAAUCGGGGCCAGUUAAAGUCACACAUGAAAGAAGCCAUGAUCAAGCUUGGUUUCUACCUGCUCUGUUUCUUCAUGUAUCUCUAUAGUAUGAUUCUAGCUUUGAUAAAUGACUGAAGCUGGAGAAGCCGGGGUUGAAGCCAGCUACACUACACUGCACAAUU
Molecule: messenger RNA, 475 nt
Organism: Peromyscus maniculatus bairdii (prairie deer mouse)
Lineage: Eukaryota; Metazoa; Chordata; Mammalia; Rodentia; Cricetidae
Product: protein cornichon homolog 4
Biological process (GO): vesicle-mediated transport
Source: RefSeq, a predicted model, not a curated record